AUGGGGAUGGGAAAGCUUACUACGCUGAGAUAUGAAUGCUUUGUAUGUGUUUUUGGUUCUGUUGAAGCAAGGGAUGCUGUUCUUUGUGGAGGCCCCUGGUUCAUUGGAGGUAACAUUGUGGGAUUGGACAGAUGGAUGCCGAGCUUCUCUACGGUGUCGAUGGAAGGCCUUUCCUCUUCGGUAUGGAUAAGAUUGCCUAAUCUCCCUCAACAGUAUUGGGAUGAAUGUAAUAUCUCCAGGAUUGCUUCGAAGAUUGGAGUUACCCUCUGGAUUGAUGCACAGACAGGCAAUUGGGGUAUAAGAGAGUAUGCCCGGGUGUGCAUCAGGAUGAAUUUGGCUAAUAAGCUUCAGGCAGGGAUUUGGGCUAACGGGUUGAAUGGGAGAUUCUACCAGAAGGUAGAAUAUAAGUGUAUUGGACUCAUGAGUUUUGGCUGUGGAAAAGUGGGGCAUAGGAGGGAUAUGUGUCCGUCGAGAGUUGGUGGACAAGGGGAUAAUGGGAAUAAAAGAACAAGGGAGCAAUUGAAGCAGACAGGUUCUGGGGCAGGCAGCUUAAAUCAGCAGCUGGGAAGUCUUGGGAAGUUGGAUCAGACUCAAACUAAGAAGAAUGUGGCAGUUGCAAUUAAAAUAGAGGGUGGGAGAAAGGUAAUACCUGCUGGAAAUAAUGAUAAAGGAAAGAUGGUGGAGGUUCUACAAGAAGUGAAUGGAGGCAAUGCUAAUUCGGUGGAAAAUCUUCAGGAAAUUGAUGAUCAGUUGGGCCCCUGGAUCCAGGUUCCCCCAAGAAGGAGAAGGAGUACGCACUUACAAGUUAGCAAUAAGGAGAACAUUGAAAGUAAACAGAAUUUGAAUCUUUCUAAACAGGUGGAUUUGGGCAAUAUUCAAGCUCCUGCCAGUAAGUUGAAGCCUACUCAUAAGCAGAGUAGGAUGGGAUUUAAGCAGCCUUUGCUGUUUAAGGCUAGAAUGAGACUUGUUAACAGGUUUCAAUUGGGACCGAGUGAGGAGAUUCCUAGGAAAAGGAAAAAGGAGAUGGUGGAAGAUCAUGAUCGUGAAGACAAUAGCGGCGGGGACGCUUCCCCUUUUGUUUUUUAA
This is a messenger RNA of Dendrobium catenatum, 1086 nucleotides long. RefSeq lists its product as uncharacterized. NCBI's taxonomy places the organism in Eukaryota, Viridiplantae, Streptophyta, Magnoliopsida, Asparagales, Orchidaceae. The record is from RefSeq and is a predicted model, not a curated record. The transcript is spliced from 2 exons. The coding region runs from base 1 to 1086 and encodes 361 amino acids.